Necator americanus (New World hookworm) is the source of this 2265-nucleotide messenger RNA. RefSeq lists its product as uncharacterized. NCBI's taxonomy places the organism in Eukaryota, Metazoa, Nematoda, Chromadorea, Rhabditida, Ancylostomatidae. The record is from RefSeq and is a predicted model, not a curated record. The coding region runs from base 1 to 2265 and encodes 754 amino acids. The transcript is spliced from 19 exons.
AUGAGAUUUCUAGGAACUGUUGGAUCGCCACCACCAUUGAUCAAACCACAACCUCGGCUUGCAGUACCACUAGUUCUUCCACAGGAAGAUCGUUCGGAUUCUUGUAUUUACAAGAAGAUACGCGGCAAACGUAAGGAACGCAGUAGCAGUGCUGGAGAAGUUCGUUCUCCCAGCCCACAGCAGUCAACACGAAGUACUGCGCGAUCGUCACCGGUGCCAACAGAAAGGUCGAACGACUUCAAACAAAUACUCAAACGUUUUCAGACAGCAGACAAAAGAACUCAAUUGCCUCGUCGCACUACAAUGGACUCUUCGCACAUCAACUCACCCUCUUCGAGCCCAGUGCAUUCACAUGAAGCGUGGUCAUCAACCAGAAAGAAUUCUCGAGAAGUCUUGUCUCCAACGAGGAACACAGGCAUUGCUCCACGCGACGCAUGGUCUCCAGCACAGCGUAGUAGCCUGAAUUCAGCCACCAGAAGCAGCUCCAUUUCAAGAGACACAUCAGGACGAUCCCGUGCUAGUUUGUCUUCCAUGCAUAGCCCUAUGAGUUUCCUGCCUACUAGGGAGACUUCUCCUCGAUCCAUGCCUAGCCCAUCGUCAGCGCCUUGUCGCGAUCCUCCGUCCAGCUCAUCAGAGCAUACAAGCAAUCACAGCCCACUCAGUCAUAUAGGUUCCACACCUGAACCUUUAGAAAUUACUAUUCGACCAAUUCCUCUCACCGUUUCUGUACCAACACCAAAGCGUCGAAGUUUGCCUACUAGGUGGGUUAAAGAGACGGACAUCGAUGAGCCAUUGUUGUUGAAUCUAAGCCCGAUCGCCUCUCCAGUACAAGAAUUCCAGGCCCUUCAGACCAUCGCAUUACCUCGCAGCGCUCCGCUGACGACAGUUUCAAGCUCCGAAAGACUCCAGUCGAGAUUAAAAACUUCUCGUUACGGUGGUAGCUGCAGAAAGGUACUGGCAGGAUUAGAUGUGAACUUACCACAGAACGGUUUUAUAAGAAGAAGCAAAUCGAAAGAUGAGCGGUCGACGAUAGGAGUUUCUGCAUCACCAUGCCGAUCACAAAGAACGGGAUCACGAGCGACUCUACAUUCCAUUCCGAUCUUCCUGUCCAAUGAGAGCGUUCGAAGUGAUGCACGCAGCUCCCAGCGGGAUGCUUCACCGGCGAAGAAGGCUAUGGAUAGUCCUGAGGAAAUGCACAAGUUGCACCAGCAGAUGGCGCUCUCUCACGUGCAGACCUUGUCCCUGGUCGCAGACAGGUUAGCUGACGACAUGAUUCGAGGGGAAGAGCCAGUAUCUCGUAAUCAGCUGGGACAACUCGAAUUCUCGCACUUCGUCAUCUCGUCACCUCAUCCCAUGCUAACAAAAGGAAAGAGCCUUUUCUAUAAUGCAGUGCUUCCACGUCCCGGAAGCUCCGACUAUCCUGUUACAUUAAUGAUAGCGCCAUGCUCUCAAUACGCCCCUUUGAUGCGACAUGGUGGUUCGCAACUUUUUGCAUUGCCUGGUUUCCUUGAACUGGAAGACCAAGACGGCUCAGUCAGCAAAUUCCUCCAUGAUACUGGUACGGUAAAUCUAGAGGGAAGGCAUACGAAGGUAGUUGCUAUGCCUCGCCUCAACCUCUGCUCAUUUCAUUCAUUAGCUGCCCAUCACUUAAAUGAGCGAAUGGAUAGCGCAGCACACGAACAGCUUGUAUCUUUCAUACUCCUGCAACUCCUUGCUGCUCUCAAAAUGCUCCAAAGCGACGGCGAAUUCCUUCUUGCCUAUCGUUUUGCACCGAAUUCGCAAGCUGAAAUAUGGGAGUUUCCCCGACUUAUUUUCCUUCCGGAAACACAUGGGGCAGAAAUCGAGAGUGGUGGGGACGAGUUAGUAGGUCUAUGCCGGUACGCGAUGAGAGCUCUGUGCACAUUGUUGCAUCAUAGGAUGGAUGGCAAGGCACCACCCAUACGAUUGCGGUCGAGAUACUCACGUGCUUUGUUGGCUUGUGCUACACUUCUUCAAGAAGACAAGUCUUCUAGUUUAACCAAGGCGAAGAAUGUACUUGAAGUCGCGCUUUGGGGAGGUGACAAUUGUCGUAACGAUGCAGAAGCCCGCGUUUGGCUUGAGGUGGCUAGGGCUGAAUGUGUCGAUGCUUUGCUUCGUCAACUCGUAUGCGAACCUGGAUGCCGCUUAGGAGCCCGAGAACGGUACAGAGUGGAAUUUCUGCUAGGUGCAACUCCUCGCUCCAUUGUUGAAAGUCAAGCAGCCAUAGUAGCAGCAAACGCACGAUGA